Messenger RNA from Ostrinia nubilalis (European corn borer), 1608 nucleotides. RefSeq lists its product as uncharacterized. The transcript has 2 exons. Bases 101 to 1420 code for a protein of 439 amino acids. Lineage: Eukaryota; Metazoa; Arthropoda; Insecta; Lepidoptera; Crambidae. The record is from RefSeq and is a predicted model, not a curated record. Gene Ontology annotation, cellular component: mitochondrion.
UCGGAUAAUAAACGAACGAGGACUAAAAUAUUGUAUCGAAAGAAGAGCGUUAUCGGACGUAAAAUCUAUUGAUUGUGAAGAAUUCUUUGUGUUUUUCAAUAUGUGGAGAAGCUUGAGGCAUUGCGCUUUUAAAAGAAAACAGUUACCGAUGGUAUUCAUACAACACAAGACAUUUUUGACCAAUGAUUACCAAUGUACUGAAGCUUGGAAUUCACUAAAGACAAGUUCUAUUUACAAUCAAAUAAAUUUAAACGAUUUCUAUAAUAUAAUUGAUCAAAACUAUUCUUCGAAGGGUGUUAUAAGCCCAAUUGAUGUCGAUAUAUUUGCUGGUGCAAUCAACGAUGCGUUUCACUUGGAGGAGCUCAAAGAUCUUCUCCAUAAGUUGAGACUUUCGGCUGAAACUGGAAAUAUGUUAGAGUCCACCCAUCAAGCAACGAUCAGAAAUUAUCUUCAAUUUGGAAAUACAGAAGAUUUGUUGAGUAUUUUAAAAGAUCCUCUUAAUUUUGGAGUGUUCUUGGAUGAGUUCACUGCUAAUAUUUUAUUAGAUAAAUUAGUUACAUCAUCGAAUUUUGAACAAGCUGCUAAUGUUGCGGCGUUAAUAAUGCUGCAAGAAGAAUAUGAAAAUGAAAUUUCUAAUGCUCUGUGUCAGUAUGCCUGUUACAAGUAUGUCAUGAAUUAUAGUAGACCUGAAGAGCCACAAGUUGUAGAAGAUAAGAAGAAGAAAGUUGAUGAAAUCAAAAUUAGAGUUAAGUUCUUAAGAAAUCCAUAUUUUGAUGAUCAUUUUGAUAUCAAAGAUGUCUUUACCCUGUCUGGAAAAACAUUAGCUUGGAUUUCAGAAAGAAAAGUGGAUAACACCAACCUAAAUCUACAAAUUAUUGGAUGGUUAAUAUACAAAAAAUAUGAUAAACUCCUACAUUUAUGCAAUACAAAUGCCAAAAAUGAAUCAUUCAAAACAUUUCCUGAAUUAAUAGACUUGUUUAAAAAGGAAAUAAACUUUGCAGACCAAGAUUCAAAAUCAAAAUUAGAAGCAUGCAUUUCCAUAUUAGAAAAUGUGAACCAAGUAGAUUUGUCCCUAGAAGAAUGUAUUAAAAACUCAAUUGAAAAUGCAAUAAAUAAAUCUCAGACUCGAGACAUAGAAAGUCAAAAGCAGAUAUUUCAAUCAUGGAGGGAAAUAAGGGAGAAAAAACUAGAAGAACAAACCAAACGUUUAGAUAGAGCAAAGCGCAUAGAAGCAAUCAACUACAAACAGAAGGAUCUACAAGUAGAAGAACAAAAGCUAUGGUUCUUUGAAAAUGAAGAAGCUAUUGAUCUUGAAAUUGAAGAAAAAGAACAGACUACUCGAUCCAAUUCGAAAAAAAAAUCUAUAAAAGCUGUUGAUGAAGAUUAUAUUCCACCUGAGAUAUUACCCAAAAGGAAAUAAGUCUUAGUAGGGAAAUAAAAGCUUUAAUUAGUUAACUUCACAGUUUUUAUUGACAGUGUUAACUACAUUAUAACCUUUACAUAGCUAUUAUUUUACAAAUUCUCGACAGUACCUACAUUUUUUUACUUAGCUUUAGUACUUGCCGAUUGACCAAAUCAUACAGAUUUUAAUACAUAUGUUUGAAUGAA